Messenger RNA from Diachasma alloeum, 5146 nucleotides. It is a transcript of the gene HDAC4, whose product is annotated as histone deacetylase 4. The record is from RefSeq and is a predicted model, not a curated record. Gene Ontology annotation, molecular function: histone deacetylase activity. Gene Ontology annotation, cellular component: histone deacetylase complex. The transcript is spliced from 17 exons. Lineage: Eukaryota; Metazoa; Arthropoda; Insecta; Hymenoptera; Braconidae. The coding region runs from base 240 to 3437 and encodes 1065 amino acids. Gene Ontology annotation, biological process: chromatin organization; negative regulation of transcription by RNA polymerase II.
UACCGUUGACAGGUAUUGUGUUAUGUAUGUGAUUUGAAGUGUAGCCCAUUAUCAAGUUUAAAUUGUCAUUUAACUUGAGGACUGCCUGCUUUGAUCAUCAAUGAUGAGGCCACGUGGAUGCAUGUGACCAGCUGAAAAAUUGCGGCAGCCUGUGUGUCGAAAGUGAUUAGAAAAAGGUUGACAGGAGGGGGGGCAGGUGAUAGAUGCAGCUCAUGGUACCGUAAUAAUUUUAUGGAAUCAUGUCGAGCGAACCACCGCCGGCAAACACCAUUUCAGUAAAAGAAGACCUAGGUUAUCGGAAUAUUGAAAUCACGUCAGCUUUCUCCCACCUGCCCCAAAAAGAAAUGGCGAGAGAUACCCCUGGCUCACCAAUGUCCCGACCGCGUGACCUUGUGACCAGUGGAGUUACCGCUACCCUAACUUCGGGUGCUUAUCGCGCUUCAACCAAUGAUGCGCAAACUUUACAUGGACAUGCUUUACAGCAGAAGAUACUUGAGCUACAGCAGCAUCAUCAACUUCAACAACAAAUUUUGCGACAACAGUAUCAAGCCCAAGAACGUCAGUUAGCAGAAAUGCAUGAACAACAGAUGCACCAGUUGAAGCUAUGGGAACAACAGAAACAACUGGAAGAACAAAUGAGAGAAAAAGAAAGAAUUGAGGCGCUCAGAAAGAAAGAUAAACACGAUCACAGUGCUAUUGCCUCCACGGAAGUUAAACAGCGGCUUCAGAGUUUUCUCGUGAAUAAAAAACAGAGAGAAGCUGCAGCCGCUGCUAAUGGUGGAAUGUCUGGAGCUCCAGGAUAUAAGAGUUGGUUGCAAUCUCAGUCAGAAGCAACUAGUACAUCAAAUACAACACAUCCCUAUCGCAUGCCACAAAUAUUGCAGGAGAAAUUUGGCGAUGAUUUUCCAUUAAGAAAAACAGCCUCGGAGCCAAACCUGCUCAAGGUACGACUAAAGCAGCGCGUCAUGGAGAGGAAUAUGGCAGCGGCGAGAAAUUCACCGCUUACGGCCCGACGAAAGGAUCGAUUACUGUCGCAUCUCAAACGGAAAUCACUUUUAGCAAAUUCCGUCAGUAAUCCUGAGUCUGGACCUAAUUCACCACCGACUGGUAAUAACCCUCAGUCGAGUCCAACGGCUGGAAGCAAUACACCGAUACAAGAGGAAAAUGAAAAUACUCAGUAUGGAGGUCCAUUAACAAGUAGCAGUCAACAAGGAAGUUUGUCCGAUCUCUCGUUAUUCAGCUCACCGUCGAUGCCAAAUAUAUCAUUGGGUAGACCGCAUGUACAAUCUAAUCCGUCUUCGAGUGGAACAAAAUUGGCGCCUGUUUCGGAAGCUGAAGUUCGUGCUGCAUUUACAGCACGCCUAGGAAUGCCACUAACCGGUCAAAUGUUACCAGGUACCCUACCAUUUUAUCCAUCAUUGACGGUGAUAGAGGGCGAACCAGCAUACAUUCACAAACAAAUGCAGAGCUUGGAGCAACAGGGCUCACGACAACAUUUGGUUUAUCAUAGUACUCCUAUAACCGAUACCCAAGUAGCUCACGCCAGACUGCAUAAGGCUGGUCACCGGCCUUUAGGUAGUAGAACACAAUCAGCCCCACUUCCAUUGGGUCAUCCAAUGCUUCAAGGUAGUAUAAUGGCACCACCAACCCAUUAUGAAGAAUAUUUGACUGAAAAACAACUACACGAGCAGCAACAGGCACACAAUUAUCUCAAGCAGCAAAUUCGUCAAACUGUACUUACUAGAGUUGGUUCUCGUACUGGUCAGGCAAACCAACUUGAUGAAGCGGCAGAAAGUGAAGAAUCCGAAGUGAUUGAUUUAACAGGAAAAAAAGAAAUACAAUCGGCGGAAGAGAGUGAAAUAUCGAAGCAGCAAAAGGAUCGAGAACAAUUCUUACAACAACAGAGGGACUUGAUGAUGCGUCAUACACUUCAAAUUAACGAGACAUCAACUUAUAUGGGUAAUCGUGGCAGUGGUGGUAGUAGUGGUAGUGGUAGUGUUAGUGCUAGUAGUGGGGGCAGACCAUUAUCUAGAGCUUUAUCCAGUCCUCUUGUGCAUUUAGGACCUCAGGUAGCCAGUGCGGAAGUCUUUAGCCAUGGAUCACCGCAUCGUCCAACAACUGGUCUUGCUUAUGAUGCACUGAUGCUUAAGCAUGCCUGUGUUUGUGGAGAGACUGUCAGGGGACAUCCGGAGCAUGGUGGUAGGCUGCAAAGUGUCUGGGCGAGACUUUCUGAAACUGGUUUACUUCAACGAUGUGAUCGCAUACGGUCUCGCAAAGCUACACUCGAAGAAAUUCAGUCUUGCCACAGUGAAGCUCAUGCACUUCUUUUUGGUACAAAUCCUCUGAAUCGACAAAAAUUGGACAUGUCAAAGCUUUCUCAGUUACCGAUUAAAAGUUUUGUGCGACUACCAUGUGGUGGAGUUGGUGUUGAUUCUGAUACAACGUGGAACGAGUUGCAUACAGCUCCUGCAGCACGAAUGGCCGUUGGUUGUGUGGUUGAUUUAGCUUUCAAGACUACCAUGGGUGAUAUAAAAAAUGGUUUUGCUGUUGUCAGGCCUCCAGGACAUCAUGCAGAAACAAAUCAAGCAAUGGGUUUUUGUUUUUUCAAUUCUGUUGCUAUUGCCGCCAAAUUAUUGCAGCAGAAAUUGAAUACCAGAAAAAUUCUCAUAGUUGAUUGGGAUGUCCAUCAUGGAAAUGGUACUCAACAAAUGUUUUAUGAUGAUCCACGUAUUCUCUAUCUGUCAAUUCAUCGACACGAUGAUGGAAACUUUUUCCCAGGAACUGGUGGAUCAACAGAAUGUGGUGUUGGCGAUGGCCUUGGAUAUAAUGUAAAUAUUUCAUGGUCUGGUGGGUUAAAUCCACCAAUGGGUGAUGCUGAAUAUCUUGCAGCUUUCCGCACAAUUGUGAUGCCAAUUGGAAAGGAAUUUAAUCCAGACAUUGUGAUUGUAUCGGCUGGUUUCGAUGCAGCAAUCGGCCAUCCUGCUCCACUUGGUGGUUAUCGAGUUAGUCCAGCUUGUUUUGGAAGAAUGACACAACAAUUACUUGAACUUGCUAAUGGAAGAGUGGUACUUGCAUUGGAGGGUGGUUAUGAUCUAGCUGCCAUUUGUGAUUCAGCGCAAGAGUGCGUACGUGCAUUAUUGGGUGAUGAAAUAACACCUAUUAAAGAAGAAGAAUUGACAAGAAUACCAUGUCAGAAUGCUGUUGACACAUUACAAAAAACUAUUGCAAUUCAAAUGUCACAUUGGCCAUGUGUCAAAUUGACUGCGCAUAUCGUUGCAACGAGUGCAUUACAAGCAAGUCAAAAAGAACACGAUGAAACUGAUACAGUAUCUGCCAUGGCUUCAUUGUCUAUGCAACAACCAACAAAUCUUACAAGUACUCCAGAACAUUCCCGUCAAGUUUCUGAAGAACCAAUGGAUGAAGAUGAAGCCAAAUGAAUUAAGAAUAACCCAAGGCCCAUCGAUAACUUUGAUGAUUCAAAUUACACUGGAUGAAAUUACCUAUGCACACUGUUCACAAUAAUGUGCCCUGAAUACAUUAGAUGAAAGAAAACAAAAUUUAUUAUUAUUAUUAUUAUUAUUAUUAUUAUUAUUAUUAUUAUUAUUAUUAUAUGUAUACAUACAUAUAUACGAUGCCCUCCAUUUUCGAAAUGUCGACGGAAUUGCCUGAAUUUUUACGGCUGGGCCGUAAAGUUGCUGUAAUUGAAAAAGGGAACGAAAAUCAUCUAUUUGGAAACAUGAUUACAAUUCCCGCAUAUAUAGACAUCAAUUGUUUUUCAACUUUCAAUAAUGUACCUUUGAUUACACCCCGUCUAAAAAUCAGACAUUUUCCCAAUUUAUAAAUUACAAAACUUGAUUCAUCUUGUUAUAAUGAUGAUGGAAAUUAGUGAAAUAUUUUGUCGAAUUAAGAAGAACAUUGGUAUAAGAAAUCACGAUGGACGGCUAGGAGAAAUCACUAUUAAUUUAUGUUUUCGAAAAUGUUUUAUUUGAAUAAUUAAUAUUUUUCCACCACAACGAAGCUUUCCACAAGGAAAUGCACUGUUAAUGAACCGAUCAACGAAAGUUUAGUAUCUUUAUUUUUUUUUUCACUAUCAACAUAUUAUUUCUAUCUUUUGUAAUUUCAUAAUUUUUGUCAAGUAUCACUGGAGAAUAGUAUUAAUUUUCAGCCUGUCGUAUUUCAUCCAGCUAGUUAUCUUGAGUUGUAUUCUACACUUUUAGGGCAUUGAUUGAACGUAUACUCGUUAGAGACUUGACAAUUGAUAACCAUAAAUUUAAUUUAACUAAAAGACACUAGUUGAUGGAUCUUUCGUUUAUUUUUAUUCUUGUAUGAAUAUACAUAUGUCAUUAAAUCAAUAUAGGAAUAUUGGCAUAAAAAAAUUAUUGUUGGCGAUGUGCUGGUUACUCGCUUUGUAUUUGUCAGAUUUAUUGUAUAUGUUCAUCGCUAAACCUGGGGUUUAGGUAGCAUGAAUUAAUUGCUGUUUUUUUUGCCCGGUAGUAAUUAUUAUCACUGUCCUCUUGAUGAUAUUGAGUAAUUAAUCGCAUAAUGUUGUGUAUAUCAAUGAUCGAAUCCUUGUCGGCCAAUGUAGUCACUGACAGCUAAUCUGAAUAAUGAGGAUAAAAAUGACGAAUAAAAAAAAAACAGUUUGUUUCAGCCAUUCUGAAUUCAAUUUUUUUUCUUGUCCGUCGUUAUUGCCAUCAUUGAAGAUUAUUGUGAAGCUGCAUAAAACGGCAAAGAUCCCGGCAUAAUUAUUUAUUAUAAUAUCUUAUCAAAGAAGAUAUUGCGAGUGUUUUACAAGUGCUGAUAUUGAUAUGCAGAUUUCGUGAUACAUUUUAAUGAGAAAAAAUUUCAUUUCCAUUUAUACACAUUGGGUAAAUCCCAUUUAUUUGGAUAAUUAAUGGAUUGAAAACUUUGAGAAUAAGGAUGACUUGUCGUUGCAGUGGAUUCAUAAUAAUUUCCGUAUGACAUCGUCUUAAGUUGAUCCUCCUUGUAAAGGCUGGUCGAAUUUUGUGAUACCUACUUUGUAUAAAAGAAAACAAAAAAAAAGUGAAAAAAAUUCUAAUUAAAUUGUUGAUAUAAUGUAACGUUAAUAAACCGUCAAGAGCGACGCCAACUAAUAUAAAUAAUAAACAUGGUAAUCGAAAAAUGA